AUGACCACCACUUGGGCCUGGGCGCAGGCCAGCGGGCGCUAUGAGGGGUGCCCCGAGGACCCGGCCAAGUGGAAGACCAACUUCCGCUGCGCCCUGAGGAGCACCGGCAUGUUCGUGCUGCUGGAGGACCGCUCCAAGUGCGGUGACGACCCGCACAAGGUCUUCGCCAUCGACCCAGCUGCCCUCUGGCCUGGCCAGGAGGGGGAUUUCAGCAGCCCUGAUGCUGCGGUGGGUCAGCAGCCGCUGCACCAGCAGCCACAGCUGGAGCUCAACCCCCAAGAUGUGGCCCCAGAAAUCACCCCCCCAGGCAGCACCAACCCCGCACGGUCCCCGACGCUGGAGGACCUGGAGGCGCUGCAGUGGGUGCUGCAGCACUGCGAUAUCUCCCCCCGCGACCUUGAUUCCCCGACACCAUCCUGGGUGCCUGCAGCAUUUCAGCAAUGGGUACCCACGGCGGAGCAGCCCCCCUUGGGCACCUACAACCCCCUGGACCCCAUGCUGCUGGCAGAGCAAGGGCCCGUGGCACUGCCGUGCCACCUGCCGGAGGUCACGGUCCCUGUGCCGCCCCCAGGGGAGGCGAUGCUCUUUGCCCCCACUGCCAGCCCUGUGCCACCGCCACCGGAGGAUAACACAGGUGGCAUCAUCCCCAUCCUGGACGUCAGCAUCUACUACCGGGGGAAGCUCUUCCACCAGGAGGAGGUGGGGGACAGCCAGUGCCUGCUGGUGUACCAGCCCUCCGACCCGGCAGUGGCCCUGCGCCCCGGGCGCCUGGUGCGCUUUCCCAGCCCUGCCGAGCUGGCUGACAGCAAGCAGCGGCGUUUCACUGAGGAGCUGCUGGGCAGCGCGGGGCUGCAGCUGGAGCAACGCACCAGCAAGCUCUUCGCCACUCGCCUGAAGAAGUGCAAGGUCUUCUGGGCCCUGUCCCAGCAGCUCGAGGGCGCUGAGGACCCCCCGCCCAACCUGCUCUGCCGCAACCAGGAAACCCCCAUCUUUGACUUCAAUGAGUUUUGCACAGAGCUGAGGGACUUCCGCAAUGGCCAAAGGCAGCGGUCCCCUGACUUCACCAUCUACCUCUGCUUUGGGCAGUCCUUCUCCAAGGCCAAGCCCAAGGAGUCCAAGCUCAUCCUGGUCAAGCUGGUGCCCAAGUUCUGCGAGUACUGGUACGAGCAGGUGCUGCGGGAGGGAGCCUCCUCCCUUGACAGCGGCACCGUCAGCCUGCAGCUCUCUGACUCCUUCAGCCUCUUCGAGCUCAUCGAGCAGUGCAACAUGCAGACAGACUGA
Molecule: messenger RNA, 1281 nt
Organism: Nipponia nippon (crested ibis)
Lineage: Eukaryota; Metazoa; Chordata; Aves; Pelecaniformes; Threskiornithidae
Source: RefSeq, a predicted model, not a curated record